UGAUUUCUUCACAGCUCAACCUAAAGAAAGAACUUCUUUUUCAGAGCUUUGGCUAUUUAUUUUUACUUAUUCAUUGAGAUAUAUAUAUAUAUAUACAGAUAUCAAAAUGGCUGCUCGCGUUAUUUUCUUAUUUGGCUUUCUGGCAGUGUCGGUCUCCUUUGUUCUUGCUUCUGAUCCGAAGCCACUUCAAGAUUUCUGCGUGGCGGAUGCUAAUGCCGCAGUAUUGGUUAAUGGUUUAGCUUGCAAGGAUGCCAAGAUGGCCCAAGCCAAUGAUUUCUUCUUCAGUGGACUGCACUUGGCAGGCAAUACAUCAAAUCCAGUUGGGUCUAGGGUAACACCAGUUAACGUUGUUCAAAUACCAGGGCUUAACACUCUCGGCAUCUCUCUAGCUCGUAUUGACUACGCACCAUGGGGCAUGAACCCACCACAUACGCACCCUCGUGCCUCCGAAAUCCUGACGGUUGUCGAAGGCAGUCUUGAAGUCGGAUUCAUAACAUCUAACCCUGAAAACAAACUCAUCACAAAGGUUUUAAACAAGGGAGAUGUGUUCGUGUUCCCUGUCAAUCUCAUUCACUUUCAGAGAAAUGUGGGCCGUGGUAACGCUGUUGCUCUCGCAGCUCUGAGCAGCCAAAAUCCUGGUGUCAUUACCAUUGCCAAUGCGGUUUUUGGUUCUACACCUGCUAUCUCUAAUGACAUUCUUGCAAAGGCCUUUCAGUUGGAUACUAAAGUGGUUAAUUACCUGCAAGCAAAAUUCUAGGGCAACAACAUAAAAUUUAUGAUGGUGUGACUUCUUCUGUGUUUCAUGUGUAUGUCUGAGCAGUUAAAAAAAUUCAAUUGUAUUGUUUGAAAUUUCCCUUCUUUCUUUCUUUUUUUUUUUGUUUUUGUUUCUUCUUGAAUAUGUUUGAGUGAAUUGAUGUAAUGAUUCUUUUAUACCUAAGUAAAUGUAAUGCAUUUCUUUAUAUUUGAUGUAAGCUACCAAAUUACCCUUUUCAUUUUACAGCCUUGCUCUAAUUUAUCUUACUAUUUAUCUUAAUUGUUCCAACUGGAUUAACCAUUUUUUUCCUGUUACUUAUUUUAUUCAUUAACCAAUAGGAUCAAAAAUUUAAAUUUUUAAUUACAUGAACAAAGGGAAAAUCCUCAUAAGGGUGGAGUAUAUGAUUCAUUUAUUCAAGGAGAGGGUUAUCCUUAACUUUAAUUUGUGUGUGUGAAGUACUUAUUAGGACAGAAAAAGCAAAAGAUGAAUCUUCUAUCCAUUGGAAUGGAAAAUUAACAAUACUCUUAGGCAAUAAAAUAAUUCUUUUAUUUUCAACUUUUUUUAUAUUCAAUUUGCAAAAAGAUUUCUACAAUCCAUUACAAAAACUUGAAAAAAAUAUUUUACUAUUAAUUAUCUGACCAUUCCUUAUGUAUUUAUAAUAUUUUUAACACUAAAAAUCAAUUUAAUAAAAUUAUUAUAUAUUAUUGCGAAUAAGAGUUAGGAUAAAUAAUCGUGAAAUUUGUAGUAUUUUUCGAGCUUUCAUACGAUAAUGCUUUAUGAAAAAGAAAAGAAAAAAAAUAGAAGAAGAAAGGAAGAGUUUAGAGGUUGGAGAAGACGGCUUUCUGGACACUCGGCAAAGUUCAGAAAAGCGGUGACAUGCACGUAUAUGUAUAUGCCAUUCUAUUACUAAAUAUCACCCCUUCACCACGUGUGUCUUCAACCUCUUCCAUUGUUGUAUCUAAGACACCUGUAUACUGCCCUUCUUCUGUGUCCUUCAAGUUCCUGCACCAUAUAUAAAAGUAGCAACCAGUCUUUAGCCAUUGAUAUACGCUUGAAUUUUCUCAGCUACAGUGUAUUAAUAUUUACCCAAAAGGCCAAUUUUCUCAGCAUGAAGGUAACAAUAUUAUAUGUUCAUGUUAAUGGUCCAUUAUAUACAUAUUAGAUCUAAUCCUCAAAUCAAUAUGACUUGCUGAAAUCUGCAUGUAUCAGACAACAAUUAGUCUUCCAUUCUAUAUGUGUCAUAUCUAUAUAUAUGUACCUGCAGAGAGAAACAUCAAUCUUGAGUGAUGAUGGGAUUUCCAUUUUACCAAAG
Ricinus communis (castor bean) is the source of this 2066-nucleotide messenger RNA. RefSeq names its product putative germin-like protein 2-1. Gene Ontology annotation, molecular function: manganese ion binding. The record is from RefSeq and is a predicted model, not a curated record. The transcript is spliced from 2 exons. The coding region runs from base 107 to 757 and encodes 216 amino acids. Gene Ontology annotation, cellular component: cell wall. Lineage: Eukaryota; Viridiplantae; Streptophyta; Magnoliopsida; Malpighiales; Euphorbiaceae.